AUGAUCAAUUAAUAUAGAAUUUAGAAUACAUUCAAAAGACACACACUUAAAAAACUACUUCUCAUUAAAACUUUAUAAGAAUAGAAUACUACAUAAAGAGAGUAUAGCAUGUAUUUAUAUUAAAAAGCCUUACAAAAUACAAAAUUAACUUAAUCGUAUAUCCAUCCAUAGAUUCCAAAAGUUAGCGGUUAGAACAAAGUUAUUUUCAUAUACCCAAUAUCUAGCCCCACCAAUUUAAGUAAUAUAUUAUCAGUUUGAAGUAAUGAAUUUACAUAAAUAAUUAUAAUUAUAAUUGUAAUGAGUUAAAUAAUCAAUUUAAGCAAUAUUAUAAACUAAGAGGAAUUCAAACAGUCUAAAAUAUAGGGGGUAACUAAAACUAUAUGCAAGCUGAGUAAUUUCAUCAAUCUAAUUAGAAUAAUCCACACAUUAAAAUGUCUAGAUUUCAAAGAAAAUCAUACUUCCAAUCCUAUCUAUUUCUAGACCAAUUUCCACUGUUAUUAAAUCCUCGGUUGAAUUGAAAUUGGCUUUAUAAUGCCCUUAGGAAAGAUGCUUAGGAUCUUUAUGUGAAAAUCCUUGCACUUACAAUUAUAAAGUUUGUAGAGUUGAUUAAAAACAUGAUCUUUUUAUCUUUUCUCUUUAACAGUACGAUAGACAUCAAUAUACUAAAUAGCAAAUUUGCUAAAUCAUUAAAAAUAUGAAUGAUCAAUAUAGUUAAUAAGCAUUAGAAUGUGUUGAAUAGAGAUUUAAAAUUCUAGACAAUUUUUAACAAUAAACAUUAAUUUCAGAUAAUGAAUUAAUCGAAUUUGAAUAAUCCCUCCAUAAAUACCCUUUUUAAUGCACUCUACAAAAUGUUAAUUCUAAUAAUAGCUCUCUAUCCUUUAGAAUUAUAAAUUAAAAAUUCUUAGAUCUUAUGGGAAUCACUAAAGAUAUGAUGUUCGAUCAUCUCAAUGAGACGCAAGCCUUACCCACAAUAUUCAAUCAUGAUGGUUCAUUGAAAAAUUGGUGUGAACUAGCCCAAUAUUCAGUUGAAGGUAGAGAAUUUUUUGAUUACUAUCUGAACACCUACGAAGGUUCACAAUUUAGGUCAAAGGUUUAGUAAAAAUAAAUUUUUAAAUCCUCUCCUCUGGAUCCAAAUUAAAUUAUAUUCAUUGAAUUCAGAAUCAUACAUGCUGAUCCUAAAUUGCUAUCAAAUCUUUGUAAUUCUACAAGAAUCCUGAAAAAUCAUGCAGACUAUUUCAAUCUGAAAAAUAGUGAUAUAAUUUUAAACUAAUUCAAACAAUCAACAAAAUAUUUAGAUGCCAAGAAUUAUAAAAUUACUAAACCGUGUGGUUACAAAAUUAUUGAUCAAAAUUUAAAACCUUGA
Molecule: messenger RNA, 1363 nt
Organism: Paramecium octaurelia
Lineage: Eukaryota; Ciliophora; Oligohymenophorea; Peniculida; Parameciidae
Source: the annotation of a GenBank genome assembly